GUGCCCGACCCCGCUGCCCGAGCAGCCAGAGCCAGAGCGCGGACCAGCCGGGCCAGUGGGCACAGCCGGGGCCAGGGUCGGGGGGCACAGUCCAUGCGGCAGUGGGCAGCGCUUGCCAGGCUCCGGGAAGCACGAGGAGGUGAGGCGAGGCGAGGCACGGCAAGGCAGGGGAAGGCAAGUCAAGGCGAGCCGCUCCGGCUGCUCCCGGACACUGACCGCCAGGAUUUGAAAAUCAUUUUUGGCAUAGAAAAAUUGUGACUGCUAAGAGGGCUCCUUGAUCUUUAUCAGACACCAAUUCCUGGACAUCAUGAUCUCUCAUUUCAUCAUUUUUCUGAGAAUCCUUGGCUCCCUUUUGCUGUUUGGAUUCCAGCUUGUCCUCCCUCAGCCCUCCAUUGAGCACAGAAAGGUUCCUCAGAGGAUAGAAGAGUCCACAAAUGCUUCAGAAGAUAGUAGUGAGGGCAUCCCAGGAGUGUGGGGUGCUUGGGGUCCUUGGUCAGCAUGUUCAAGGACAUGCAGUGGGGGUGUCAUGGAGCAGACACGACCUUGUCUUCCUAGCACUUACCGCAUGAGAGGUUACCCUAGGCCUGGGGCUCCAUUCCCAGCUUCAGAAAGGGCUCUCUCCUACCACUGGGCACACCUCCGUGAAGAUGCAGGAAGUCCAUACUCCACCCAUGUCAUCUCUGCCAUCCGCAACUCUGUGCCCCUCCAUCGAAACCAGGAUCAUAGAGCAGGACUGCAGUCCACGGCCACUUUUGGGGACCGAAACGAUAGCCAUCUAAACCAAGGGAUCUUGAGGGGCAGCCGCCAUUCUCAUUCUCGAGGGAGAGAACCAAAAUCAGAAAGAAGGAGUAGGAACAGAAGUCCUAUUGCCCCUGGAAAAUAUGGCUAUGGGAAAGCCCCAUACAUAUUACCGUUGCAGACGGACACUGGACAACCCCCUCAGAGGCUUCGGAGACAAAGGCAAUCAACUCAGCAUCAAAGAUAUCAUGGAGAGGCAGACUCUGCUCCCCAUUACAGCCAUCCAGCUACCCCUGCUGUGCAGCGCAGGCAUCUCUACCAAGGCAACCAUGGCUCUCAGCCCAGACUCCAGCCCUUAGAGUCUUCAAUUUACCAGCCAUCUUUAUCCCGAGUCCAGGGUUUUCCUGCAACUCCAAGUCUAUUCCAUGGCAUGGAAGUGAGUAGCAGCCCUGGUGGAGGGUCCCACCGUCCAUCUCUCCGUCCACCCCAUGGCUUUUCUCAGCCCCACCGAUCUACAGAGAUCAUGUGCAUUGGAGCUUACCGACAAUACAAGCUUUGUAAUACUAAUCAAUGCCCAGAGAACAGUAGAAACAUCCGGGAGGUACAGUGCGCAUCCUAUAACAACAAGCCUUUCAUGGGUCGGUUUUAUGAAUGGGAACCGUUUGCAGAAGUACGAGGAAAUCAGAAGUGUGAGCUGAACUGCCAAGCAAUGGGCUAUCGCUUCUAUGUGAGGCAAGCUGAGAAGGUCAUCGAUGGCACUCCUUGUGACCAGAAUGGUACAUCCAUCUGUGUAUCAGGGCAAUGCAAGGUUGCUACAAGUUGCAUCUCUAACCUCUCAUACCAAGUGGAUUCUCUUUGUGCUGUGAGACAUUGUAGAGAGAGGGGGAAGGAGGAAGUGCCUACAUCUGUGCCUCUCAUUUAUUUCAAGACUUUGGCUUAG
Dromiciops gliroides (monito del monte) is the source of this 1678-nucleotide messenger RNA. RefSeq names its product thrombospondin type-1 domain-containing protein 4-like. The coding region runs from base 308 to 1678 and encodes 456 amino acids. Gene Ontology annotation, molecular function: metalloendopeptidase activity. Gene Ontology annotation, cellular component: extracellular matrix. The record is from RefSeq and is a predicted model, not a curated record. The transcript is spliced from 8 exons. Gene Ontology annotation, biological process: extracellular matrix organization. Lineage: Eukaryota; Metazoa; Chordata; Mammalia; Microbiotheria; Microbiotheriidae.